AUGACAAACAUUUCUCUGCAAUCCACUCAUAAACUGCUUUCUGGCUAUGAUAUUCCCGUCGUUGGGCUUGGUGUUUAUCAAACGCCAUCCGAAGUUACCGAAAAUGUCACCCUCAAAGCUCUAGAGCUGGGAUACCGCCAUGUGGACUGUGCUAAGGUGUACGACAAUGAGAAGGAGAGUGCCUCGGCUAUCCGUAAUUCGGGACUUGACCGAUCACAGAUCUUCUAUACAAGCAAGAUCCCCCGGACAUGUAUGGGCUACGAAAAGGCCAAGCAGGCGAUAGAAGAAAGCCUCGCUUCCGCCAAUCUCGGCUAUAUUGACCUAAUGCUGGUUCACACGCCUUACGGCGGCAAAGAGGGUCGACUGGGGGCCUGGCGUGCUCUGGUUGAAGCUCAGAAAGCUGGCAAGAUUCGUUCCUUGGGCGUUUCAAACUAUGGCAUUCACCACCUGGAGGAGCUGGAAGCCUACAUCCAGAGUGGAGGUGGCGGAGAGAUCUCCGUGGGCCAAUAUGAGAUUCAUCCGUGGUGCCCGCGCGACGAUAUUGCCGGCUGGCUACAAAAGAGGAAUACUAUUGUUGAGGCGUACUCACCCCUUGUACAGGCGACGCGCAUGAAAGAGAGCGUUUUGCAGAAUCUGGCUCAGAAGCAUGGCAAAACACCUGCCCAAAUCUUGGUUCGGUGGAGCGUGCAGAAGGCAUAUGUGCCUCUUCCUAAGUCUGUUACUGAAUCGCGAAUGAAGGAAAAUGGAGAUGUAUUUGGUUUCGUGUUGUCAGAUGCAGACAUGGCUUCUCUGGAGCUGGAUUCAUAUGCACCUGUCUGCUGGGACCCGGCACGAGAGUGCAAGCUAUAG
Messenger RNA from Penicillium angulare, 849 nucleotides. RefSeq names its product aldo/keto reductase family protein. The record is from RefSeq and is a predicted model, not a curated record. Bases 1 to 849 code for a protein of 282 amino acids. NCBI's taxonomy places the organism in Eukaryota, Fungi, Ascomycota, Eurotiomycetes, Eurotiales, Aspergillaceae. Gene Ontology annotation, molecular function: oxidoreductase activity. The transcript has 6 exons.